Diorhabda carinulata is the source of this 6595-nucleotide messenger RNA. RefSeq names its product probable G-protein coupled receptor B0563.6. The record is from RefSeq and is a predicted model, not a curated record. The transcript has 6 exons. Gene Ontology annotation, cellular component: membrane. Gene Ontology annotation, molecular function: G protein-coupled receptor activity. The coding region runs from base 415 to 1626 and encodes 403 amino acids. Gene Ontology annotation, biological process: G protein-coupled receptor signaling pathway. NCBI's taxonomy places the organism in Eukaryota, Metazoa, Arthropoda, Insecta, Coleoptera, Chrysomelidae.
CCACAAUUUGCGACUUUCAACAGCACCAGUUAUUUUUACGAGUGACCGUGAUGGGUGGAAAUUCGAUAUUCAUAGAAUAUAAUCUGCUAUGAAAUUGUUUAUAACCGAAGUGAUCAACAAUUUUCUGUAUAAUACGUCGCGAAUAAAUUAUAUUGUAUAGUUAUUAUUUGUACUUAUUUGUUUUCAGGGAGAGUUGCGUUGGAUUGAAUUUGCAAAUGAACCUCCCACAACUUUUCAACGGAUUGAACGAUUUGAUCAUGGUUGAUGGCAUUUCGAAAAGGCUUGACUGAACUUAGAUUUUGAUUAGAUUUGGACUGAUUCCGACCUCUAGAUUGUGAGAAAUCUUGAAAAAACUACGAAAAAGGAUAAAAAAGGAGAAUAAUGAUUUCACUGACAGCUGGUUAAUCCAUCAAGAUGUCUCUUCUCUAUUCAAGUGAAUCGACCGCAGCACAAUCGCUGUGUUUGAAUAAUUCGACCACAGAAUGUCUUCCCUGCAACUUGUCAGAUAAUGUGGGUGUUUCUUUUUUUGGACGUAUUCCAGAACUCAACGAAGAUCCCAGAACUGAAGUCUUAAGGAGAUACUCCUAUGCAUUCGCUUUACCGUCCAUAUGUUUCUUGGGAAUCAUCGGCAACAUAUUCAAUCUUAUUGUAUUAACGAGAAGAAAUAUGAGAGGACCGGCAUAUAUUUAUAUGAGAGGUUAUUCCCUUGCUGCACUCUUAGCUCUGCUAUGUGUUCUACCGUUUGCUUGGAGAGUUUUUGUCCACAGAGAACAAGGUCAUUGGGAGGAUUCAAUUCCAGCAUAUUAUUUCGCACAUCUAGAACUAUUCCUUGGCAACAGUUGUUUAGGAAUAGGUGUUAUGAUGUUAUUGGCUUUAACUCUGGAACGAUAUGUCAGCGUAUGCCAUCCAGGUCACGCUAGACCUAUUCUAGGAUCACCUGUUCGCGUUGUCACUAUCAUACCAGUAUUCUCCACAAUUUUUUAUAUUCCAAUCAUAUUCAGAAAUGAAGUGAGAACGUGUCAGUUGUUACCAGAAGGAACUAUAAUCUAUCAACGAGUUGAGGACACGGUUUAUUUAAAUAGUCCGCUAUUUAGUGUGUAUAAAAUUGUAUUAGAAGUAAUAUUCAAGAUAAUUCCAGUUAUUCUUUUAGCUGCAUUAAAUUUAAGAAUUUUAAUUGUGUAUAGAAGAUCUUGCGAAAGGAGAAGGAAGAUGACUAGUCGUAAAACAUCUGGUGAGGAUGAUCCUAAGAAGUUUGCAGAAGAAAGAAGAUUAGUUUUGUUACUUGGAUCUACGAGUAUAUUAUUUUUAGUGUGUGUAACACCUAUGGUACUACUGAAUAUAACCCUUUCAUAUGCUAAUUUGAUACAUUUCCACUACCAGGUUUUCCGCGCGAUAGCAAAUCUCCUGGAAAUUACUAACUAUUCAAUAACAUUCUACAUCUACUGUUCAUUUUCUGAAGAUUUUAGGAAUACUUUAUUGAGAACACUGAAACUGGGUGGUAAUACGUCACUACGGGAAGUACUCAGAACUCCACAACCUACUGCCACUACAACUACAACGCAACAAAAAGUUUUGAUUCAAUACUCCAAAAAUGCCCGAGGUAUGAAUACAAUAACAAUAUUUUGACAACUUAUGAGUUAACCUUACUUCUGUUACUGGACAAGGUAACUUUCGUAUCUGAUGGUAACGAAUUCCAAUGGUGUAAGCCAGGUCCCAAGAACUUCUGCUCUGGAUCUUGAUAAAUAUUUAAUGAUAUCAUGUAAUUCAAUAAUUAUAUGUGAAGCAUAUUCUUGGAGAGAUGAAUAGAAUCAUCAUUUUCAUUGUCAUCCUCCGAUAUAUUUUGAUUAGAAUUACUAGUUCAAAGCAUAACAUGUUUGAGUAACUUGGUAACAAAUUUUGUUAACGUUCGAAACAAAAAAAAAUAUUGAAUAAUUUUGAAUAUCUCAGUUUAUUAAUAUAUUUUAGCCUCUAGCACAGGGGUCGGCAGUCUUUUGAGCCCUUUUUUGGAAAAAAAAAUAAUCUUUCACUCAUAAGAGAAAAUAUAUUUUUAUUUUUAUAUUUGUAGCGUUCUUCAAAACAAAUUAGUUAAUUUACAUAUUUAUAUAGAAUUAUUAGGUAUCAUUUAGGUAAAAAUAAAAUAAAACAAUUACUCAUAGCUUAAUAACAUGAAUUUGAGUACACAAAUUCAAUGGCUUUGCAUGGCUUUAGAGUGUUUUGAUAAAUUAGGCUGGUAACUUUUAUGUUUCAAACACUAUAAAUUUUCAUUUUGUAGUUGGCUUCUUACUUAGAACAAUUCUACUGCUUUCACAAAACACAUGUGGUACCUUUUUUGUAUUGGUUAGCAAUAGGAAAUCCAAAAUAAUAAAGUCAUGCACUUUUAAAAAAAUCAACGGUGGGUCUUCUCUUCUAUGAAGAUAAACCUGUUCACAAACAUAACUUCGUUUGCACUUUUUACUUAACAUUUUAGUUGAGUAAGAAUAUCAAAUUUUAGUUACUUUGUAGGGUAGUUGAAAACAAUCAUCGUGUAAUAAAAAAAGUUGUACGUUAUAAAAUCAUUUCUUUUCGUAUUAAAGAAGAGUAGAACAUUUAUUUCGAGGUAUAGAAAGUUACGAUUCUCUUAUAUGCAACCCAACAUACAUUGUUCUUGUAACAUUUAAAAAUGAAGUAGUUGUAUUAGUAAUAUCUGUAAUUAUAUGUCAUUAAUUAUUCUCGUUAUAUUUAUAUGUGAAUUCGAAUAUCAAAAAAGGCAUAUAUGUGAAGAGUUUAAUUUGAUUCCACCAGAAGUGGCAGAAUUGCAAAUGUAAUAUAUUUAGUUUACUGCCUAAGAAACGCAGCGUGGCAUAUUUUUCAUAUGGGCCCGAAAAAGAGUUAAUACUAUGUGCAUGGCCCAAAUAUUCUAUGCUAAAAUCAUCCUGAAGACUUUAGUCAAACAUUGAUGUAUCUAACUUAAUUAUAUUUUUUUAAAUAAAGGAAAAAGAUUGACCGAGAGGUUGGUUUUUCUUCCUUUGCCUAUUUAGCCCAUCGAUCUUCCAUCAUUCUGUUGAUGUCUCUCCAAUAUCGCCAUUUCGAUCUCGUGAAUCGUACUAUAAAAUAAAGGUCUUACGAUUGUUUUGUAUAGGCGGACUUUACUAUCGGUGGACAUAUAUUUGUUUUUCCAACUGAGGUCCCCCAGAUAGCCAGAUAUUUUUGAGUGAAGUCGCGCAGAUAGCCAUAGAUUUUUCAGUACUUAUUUAUUUGGGCUCGUACCUCUUGGUGUAAGCUUUUGGCGCUUGUGAUCUCGAUUCCUAAGUAUGUACAAUGCAUAAACUGGUUAAUGAAUGUCUUUCACAGCUAGUUUGUAGGCUCUGUAGGCUAUAACUCAGUUUUUUCUACAGAUAUCUGCAUAUUAAGGUUUUCGGCUGUUGUUUGGAACUUAUAUAGCAUACGCUGUAUGUCAUCCUCGUUAUCUGCUAUCAAGAUUUAGUCGUCAGUGUAGCAUAAUAUUCUUAAUGAUUUUCGCCUCAUGUGGUAUCCUCCAGAAAGUUCUUUUACGCUAUUAAUUAUUUUUCCAUAAGUAAAUUCAACAAGAAUGGGCUCAGACUGUCACCUUGAUGAAUUUCUUUUAGUAUUGAAGCUUCUUGGGUAAACCCCGGCUGAGUUUUUUUAUUGAGCUUAUCUAUUACGUUUAUACAAUUUACUGGUGUGCUAUGUUCCCGAAGUAUUUGAAUGAUGUCGGUUAAUUGAAUUCAAUCAUAUGCUUCCUGGAGAUCGACAAAAGAAAGGAACGGGAGUUUUCGAUAAUAAUGGAUUUUUCAAUCAUUUGUCUGUCAAGUUACUUAAAUUUUUGAAAAUUUUUCUAUUAAAUAAUAAAUACUUUUUCAUUUAGAUAUAAAAAUAAUUUGGGUGAUGGUGAUAAAAAUAUAAUUAUCAUUGUAUUCUCAAUAGCGAAUACGUGAAAAAAACUCAAAGAGAAUUGACAUCUUUUCCAUAUGAAGUACCAGAUGAUAUCCAAUAUGUCACCAUACCAUCACCGGUGAUAAAAUGUGAAUUAGAACAUGUAUAUUUUACAGCAAAGAUCGUUUUGCAAGAUUUAAUGGAAAAAUGUUGCACUAGUAUGUACGAUUGUAUGUAUAAACACAUCACUGAAACUUCAAUCACAUAGACAUAAUUAGAUGUGAAAUUGCGUCUAAUAUCAAACUUUGUACAUGUUGUUCAUUAUAUACAUUUUAUACUACGAGGUAUACCAUAUAAGAAUGUUACCUGAAAAAUCUACCCAUCCAUGAAUAUAGGGUGCUACAUUUAUUACGACUUUAUUAAUAUAAGAAAUUAGUAUGUAAAUAUAUGAUUGUAUAGUGCUCCUAUCACUUUUAAAAGUUGCAUGAAACUUUCCCAUUAAAAUAUUUAUUUAUAUCGUCUCAAACACUUUAUAUAGAUUAGUGAAAAUAUUCGCUAUGGAUUUUCAAAAAAAAAAAAUUUGUUUUGUUCUAUGAUGUCUAGAAACUCCGAUCGAAUUGCCUCACAUCUAAUAAGACACACCAGGAAAUUAAUUCAUAUAUUUGAAUAAAUAAAAACGUUCAAUUAAGUAGCAAACUCUGAAAUAACAAAUAAAAUGCGAAAGAGAAGGUGCAAAACCAGAAAAAAAGAGAUAACCAAAAAACUAUUAAGAAUAAUAAAGAUUGAUAACAGGCACAUGGAAAUGGGAUAGAGAGAUAUCUGAGCUAAAAGACUACGUGAGUUGAGUUAUAGUAUCUACUAUGGAAAAAGUCAUCAAAGCAAACACACAUUGGUAUGAACGCUAAAUCUCGGCAUUUUAGCAAUAAAAAUUAUUGUAGAUAAUACAGGACGGGCAUUAAACUAAAACGAAAGGAAAAACAUCAACCUGAAUAGUGGAAAUCAACGUAACCCCUAAACUAAUAUAUAAUUAAAUGCAUUUAUGCAAAGGAAUAUCAAAAAUGGAUUUUACUAUCAGGAAUUACUUUGUGAACAAUUUUAUCAACUUCCAAUUUACCAGAGUCUUUCGUUGCGUCGAGUUAAAUUAUACUAAGCUUACCUGAGUAACUGAAUUAUUAGAAUUGAGAUGAUAAUGUAAUCAAAAUAGAACCGGUAAGGUGUAAUUCCAGUCUAAAAAAUUUAAAAGAAAAAUUUUGUUUUGUUCUAUGAUGUCUAGAAACUCCAAUCGAAUUGCCUCAUAGUAAAUAAGACACACAAGCAAAUGACUCCAUAUAUUUGAAUGGAAAAAAAUACGUUCAAUCAAGUAGCAAACUCAUUGGUAUGUAAGCUAAAUUUCGGCAUCCCAGCAAUAAAUAUUAUUGUAGAUAAUAUAAGACAAACACUAAACUAAAGGAAAAGAAACAACAUCACUCUGAAACGUGAAAAUAAACAAAACCUCUAAAAUAAUAUAUAAUUAAAUGCAUGUAUGUGAAGGAAUAUAAAAAAUUUCCUUGUGAAAAAUUUUAUCCACUUCCAAUUUACUAGCGCAACAUUCGUUACGUCGUGAUAAAUUAUAAUAAACUUAACUGAGUACCGAAAUUAUUAGAAUCGAAAUGAUGAAGUAUCAAAAUAGUAACGGUAAGGUGUAACUUCAUUCUAAAGAAUUAGGAUUUUAAAACGGUUAUUUAUCGAAUCAUAUGUCACGCAUAAUCUUUCUUCUUCUUUAACGAUGCGUUUCCUUCGAUGAAGAUUGCCACUUAUCUCGCCAUCGUUUUGGUUUUAUAUAUUUUGUGAUCUUGGCUAUUUGGUCACAUUAAUUCCAUUCCCUUUCCCAUUCUUAUAUUUGAUGAUUGUAUUGGUCCUAUUAUUAUAAUAGCUUCAAAAUAAAGUAGUAACUAUACAAAAAUAAUAAAACGAAUUGUUAAAUGUCCAUCCUACCCAAAAAAUUUUUUUCUAAUAAUUUCUUCAGACUUGUAGCUCUUUCAAACAUAUGUCGAAGAAAUUUAGUUUCAAAUAAUUACAAAAUAAUCAUUUGCGAAUAAAUCAUUUGAUGUUUUUCAAUAGAAUAAUUGCAUAAUUAAAAGUAUUUUUAAAUCACACGAUUUUUCUGGGCAAAAUGUUUAUUCAAAAAUGAAUUUCUAUCAAACGAUAUGAGAAUUGUAAUUUAUUUUCCAUUAAACUCCAGUUCAGUUGUCAAUUUUUUGGGAAUGCGUACUUUUUUCGUUCCAUGUUCUUGUCAAAAAAAUUUUAUUUGUAUUUUGAAGCAACGCUGUUCAUUCUGAAGUGGUUUUGAUACUUAUCGAUAUCAAUUUUAAUAAGCACUCCUAGAAUGUAGUGGAUAUAUUUCAAUGAAAUUUAUACUGGUAAAUUGAAAGAAAGUUGGUUGAAGUGUUUGUAUUCAAAUCCAUUCCUCCAUUAGUUAUAAUUUUGUAUUAAAACAAAUGAAGUCGAUGGUAUCGUUUAGUAUACAAUGGAUCUUAUGUAAUUAUAAUUUUAUUGAAUGUUAUAUAGGAUGUACUUAUGGAAACUAAAAUGUCUUCAUUAUGUCCACUACUUAUUCAUAAUUGUUGUAUUUAAUAAAUGUAUUUUAUUUCUCCUGUUGUUAAUGAGAAUUUCAUAUCUAGUCGUAAUUUCCACAAAUUAGAAAAUGAAGAAUGUUGAAAAUAUAAAUAUAUUCAAUGCAGAA